AUACGCAACCUUCCUUAGUAACUACUCAUCCGUCGUGAAGAGAGUAGGGGCUCAAAUUUCCAGCAAAGAACUUUGGUAAAUAAAUAAAGUUUUUCCAUCAUACAAAUAUUUACGGAGAUUUCGUGGUUUGAUUUCUGCCUCCAGAGGGGGUUUCCUAGGGGAGUCACUUCAGCCAACACUCAAGAUGCGUGAGAUUAUGCACGUUCAGGUCGGCCAGUGUGGCAACCAAAUUGGCUCAAAGGCGGACGUUACGUGCCCCGCGCGGCGCUGGUUGACCUGGAGCCAGGCUCCAUCGACUGGGUCAGGUCUGGACAUUUCGGCACCAUCUUCCGACCUGAUAACUUCGUCUCCGGCAAAGGUGGCGCCGCCAACAACUGGGCCAAGGGUCACUACACAGACGGAGCCGAGCUGGUGGACAACAUCAUGGAGAUCGUGAGGAAGGAGUCGGAGCAGUGUGACUGCCUGCAGGGCUUCCAGCUCACCCACUCGCUAGGGGGCGGCACCGGCUCUGGACUGGGGACACUCGUCAUCAGCAAAAUCCGCGAGGAGUACCCGGACCGCAUCAUGUGCUCCUACUCUGUGGUGCCAUCGCCCAAGGUCUCCGACACUGUGGUAGAGCCAUACAACUGCACGCUGGCCAUCCACCUGCUGGUGGAGAACACGGACGAGACGUAUAUCAUCGACAACGAGGCUCUCUACGACAUCUGCUUCCACACGCUGCGCCUGACCACGCCCACCAACGGUGACCUCAACCAUUUGGUCAGCGCCACCAUGUCAGGAAUCACCACCUGCCUGAGGUUCCCUGGCCAGCUCAACGCCGACCUCAGGAAACUGGCCGUCAACAUGGUUCCCUUCCCGCGCCUGCACUUCUUCAUGACCGGCUUCGCUCCCUUGACAUCUCGAGGCUGCCAGUGGUACAGGCGAGGGUAUGGACGAGAUGGAGUUCACGGAGGCCGAGUCCAACAUGAGCGACCUGGUGUCCGAGUAUCAGCAGUACGAGGAGGCCACGGUGGAAGACGGGAUCAACUUCUACGAGGAGGAAGAAGAGGAGGCCUAACACCAGGAAUCUUCCCUCGACGCCAUCAACUUUUGUUACAAAUUUUCACUCCGACCAUGAAUAUUCUUUCCCCGAGGUUAUCCCAGGAUGUGAAGUUGAAAUCUCCACGAUACAAAGAUGGGAUGAAGUGGUUUCUACACGUCUGCACAGCUUUCCCAAUGCCAAACGGACACGGUCAUCAGGUCAGAAGGCACGUAUUCAACUCAGCUAGUUCAUCGCCUGAGUGUUGUAGCUGGAUUUCUUGAAAUCUGAGCAAUAAAUUAGCCCCUAGAGACUCUACUACUGAAUGUUAUCUCGUUUACGGCUCUUGAUUUCUUUCCUCUCUUUUUGGGGAGGGGGCGACAAUGAACUUCUUACAACCCAAUAAAGGAAAUUGUGCAACAAACCGAGAA
This is a messenger RNA of Aplysia californica (California sea hare), 1449 nucleotides long. RefSeq names its product tubulin beta chain. Gene Ontology annotation, cellular component: cytoplasm; microtubule. Gene Ontology annotation, molecular function: structural constituent of cytoskeleton; GTPase activity; GTP binding. Lineage: Eukaryota; Metazoa; Mollusca; Gastropoda; Aplysiida; Aplysiidae. The record is from RefSeq and is a predicted model, not a curated record. Gene Ontology annotation, biological process: microtubule cytoskeleton organization; mitotic cell cycle.